AUGAAUGAGAUUAAAGGUGUUGUUUCAAAUGAAAUAAUAAAUAAUUAUAACAUAGGUGAUACAAUAUUAGCAAGUUUUCCAGCUGGAACAUUCCAAUUAGUUGAAAAUAGUAAACAUCAUUUAUUUAUUGGAGGUGGAGUUGGCAUAACAGUUCUUUUAUCCAUGAUUCAUGAAUUAAAUAAACAAGGAAAAUCAAAUGAUGCAAUUCUAAUUCAUUGUGUACACUCAGAAGAAUAUGCAGCUUUUAAUGACGAACUUAAAUCAAUACUUCCAGAAGGGCAUUAUCAAUUAUUUUUUAAAGAUCAACGAUUGGGAAAAGAUGAUUUAGAAAAAGUAUUAGAAGCAAAUACCCAAGUAUAUAUAUGUGGUUCGGUGCCAUUUAUGGAUAAAAUGGAAGGUUUAUUAGUUGAAUGUGGUCACCCAUCAUCUCAAAUUCAUAUAGAAGCAUUUCAACCAACGCUCAGUAUAAUCAAAGGUGCAGUCAAAGAUGAAGCAGAAACAAAAGUAUUAUAA
This is a messenger RNA of Adineta steineri, 513 nucleotides long. The record is from the annotation of a GenBank genome assembly. NCBI's taxonomy places the organism in Eukaryota, Metazoa, Rotifera, Eurotatoria, Adinetida, Adinetidae.